AUGAACACGGUAACAAAAGUCGACGAAAUCACUGCUUUAGAGUAUUCAGCUCUAAAAGUACCUUAUGAAUUACUAAAUAAGAAAUUUCGCAUUGCUCAAAAAGCAAUUGAUCGGCAUAAUUAUCGAAUCAAGGAAGCUGGAUCUCAUCUGCUGAGUAAAUUUGAAGAUAGCAAGGAAAGCAAAGUUGUUGCGGUUAAAAAGGUUGCUGCGGAUGCAAAAGCUGUUCUGGAAAGGCUAGAAGCUCUGCAGCAAUGUUUGCCGCAGUCUAUUGAUGACGAGUUUGCAAUGGCAAAGCUGUUGGAGUCAAGAUUACAUUACUUGAAAGGGGCGAACUCAGGAGACAAGUGGGCAGUUGCUGCUUGGCGACAGCAGAGGGUCGACCGUCUUAUAAUUGAUUACCUUUUGCGAUCAGGCUAUUUUGAGACGGCUCAGAAGCUAGCUGAACAUUCAGAUGUUCAGGACAUGUGCAAUAAGACGAUAUUUGAGAUUGCUAGACAACUAACCUUGAAGAUUUUGGAAGGUUAUUUGAUCAUUAAAAAAGCGCUGCAGGUUGAGGAUAGUCUAUCGCGUCAUGAAACUGACCGUUGCAUGGAAUGGAUAAUGGAUAACAAAUCAAAGCUUCGUCGGUUAAAAAGCAAUUUUGAAGUCACUGUACGCAUACAAGAGUGUGUGGAGCUGGUCAGAAAAGGCGAACGUAUUCAAGCUGCUCUUUAUGCUCGCCGAUAUUUUUCUAAUUUGCCGGCGCAAGUGAUGGGUUUGAUUGGAUUGGGUCAUACUUACGGGGAGAAAGCGUAUGAAAGUCUUUUCGGCGAUUCACGGUGGGAAGUGCUUGUAGAGCUUUUCCGUAAAGAAAAUGCUCGAAUUUUUCAACUUAUGGAGUAUUCUACCUUCAAUGCCUGUUUAUGUAUGGGUAUUUCUGCGAUGAAAACUCCUCACUGCAAGCCUGAUGCUACAUCAAGGUGUCCGAUUUGCCAACCAGAAAUAAAUGAACUUGCAGAUGACCUUCCGUUUGCUCAUUCUCUCAAUUCAAAAUUGAUUUGCGCAUAUUCUGGGGAGCCACUCGAUGAGAACAAUCCGCCUUAUAUGUUGCCAAAUGGCCGUGUCUAUGGGCAACAUGCAAUAGAGCUGCUUUGCAAAGACAGUUAUAUUAGAUGCCCGAGGACCAACGAAGUGUUUCCUUUGAACUCUGUUGUGCGAGUAUUCGUACUGUAG
This is a messenger RNA of Enterobius vermicularis (human pinworm), 1212 nucleotides long. The record is from the annotation of a GenBank genome assembly. Lineage: Eukaryota; Metazoa; Nematoda; Chromadorea; Rhabditida; Oxyuridae.